UAAUUUAUUUACUUUAAGGAGGCUGGUGUGCGUCCCGUGGCCAAUUUAACCUACGCCACCUGGAUUCACCUUCGGUCGUGCUCCCUCGCCGCGUUGCUCGCUUCUUGUCUUGAAAUAAAAGAGAGGAAGCAAAGCUUUUAUGGUGUCCGGGUUGGCGUUGCUUCAGACUGGUGUCUGGGGUUUCGUUCGCAAGGUUGAGGGGGCUGAAAUGUGGGGAGGUUAGGAGAUCUUGGUGGGAUCUUUUAGAUUCUAAAACAUGUAAACUAUUCUAUGGACAACAGAUGCUGUGAGAAUCUCUUGGCCUGGGAAAGAAAAAAAGGGAGUUUGCUGCUAACUGUAUAGCUCUACUGCAAAUAUGGAAGAUGAAAAUGGGCUUGAACUAAGCUUGGGCCUUUCUUGUGGGGGAUCCUCAGGGAAAUCUAAAGGCAGAGAUGUUCCUUCAGAUACCAAAGUAGAUGAUGGUAGUGGUACCAAAUUGUCGGGUGGCAAGGUAACUGCUUCUGAUGUCUCAUUCAAGAACUUCUUUCAAACGAGUGUUGAGAACCAAGACCAUAAUGGGAAACAAAAGGUUGAUCCAGUUUCACUACCGCAUGAGAAGUUCUGGACAGAUCUUUAUAAGCAUGCUGCCCCUCUGGCAGAUGGUUCCAAUGAUGUGCAUAGCAGUCAGGCACACUUCACCAGGUAUCAAGAGCAGCGGAUUCCAAAUAACAAAACAACUGACGCCGAGGAAGAGAAAUCUGGCAGCAGCAAAUGUAAAUUGCCAUUUGAGGGGAUAAAUCUUCAAAAGAAGCAUGAAAGGGCAGUUGACCAUGGUGAUGCACAAGGUAAGGUCCCUACUGGUAAUAAAUUAUUGAAAAGAUCACAUGUUUCAGUUACUACGGAAGAUUGUUCCUCUGGUGAAAAUGAAGAUGCUGCAGAGUCAGAAGCAGAAGGCUCAAACUCUUGGUUGGUUUCGCAGCUUGAGGACAGUUCCAAAAGUGAUAAACGUGUUAUUGAUAAACAUGUUUUGAAUGAUCAAAGUGGAGUUAGUUUUCAAGGGCAGAAACAGCCAUCUUUCUCAGGGAAUGAUUCCAAUCAAGAAACUGGGAAAGUGGCAUACAGGAUUCCGUCUCUUCAACCAUCGACCGUCAUGACUGUCCCGCAUCCAAUACCAGUUAAGGUGCCAACUAUUGCAAAUGCGCCUAAUGCAACAAGGUUUCCUUCAUCAUGCGUCAUGCAACUGAUGCCUCUUUCAAAUAGUGAACGGCCUGUGGUCCAAACAAUGAAUACUAGCAACUUGCAGCUUGCUUUUGGUUAUUCACCAGUCCAGCUUCCGACUUUGGAGACAAAUUCUUCCUGGGCUUUUGGUUCUCAGCCUCAGCAUGCAUCUUCCUCUGCCAUAAAAGAUAAUGCUGAUGGAGCCUUACAACAUUCGGCGGGUGAUGCGAAGAGCUCUCAUGGUCAUUGUUCGUCAUCAGCUUUUAUGUAUGAGGGAAGAUCAUCAGAUUUGGGGAAAAGCAGUGGUAAACAAAUUGGGGAGGCUGGUGCAUCUUCUUCUUCUCAGGCUGAAGAGGAGGACAAGGGAAGCAAUACAAUCUUCAGGCAAAAGGAAACAGCAAACCAACGUGUUGCAGAAAGCUUUUCCCAUGGAGGAUCUGCUAUCAGGCCAGGUAUGUUUGCAUCGGAUGUGAAAAUUGGAGGAUGUGGCUCUUAUCCAGAUCUCCCAUGGGUUUCGACCACUGCGCCAGGCCCAAAUGGGAAAACCAUUUCUGGCGUUACCUACAAAUACAACAGGAACCAAAUAAAGAUUGUCUGCGCUUGCCAUGGGUCUCACAUGACCCCAGAAGAGUUUAUUCAACAUGCAAGUGCAGAUGCAUCCAACCAGGAAAAUAAUCCAAGUUUAGCCGCAUUUCCUGCUAGCAAUCCACCAGCUUCGGCCCAGAACUGAUCAAGCUCUUCAGAAUCUUGUGCAUCUAUCUGUAAUGGUGAAUUAUGCAGCAGGAUAUUGCUGAGGGAAUUGGUAUUGUUUUUAAGCUAAUCUCAUGUUUCUUGCUCCAUUUGUAGUUACCUUGUCACUCUUUAUGUAAUCAUGUAGUUGCAAUAUCAUAGUUAUAAAAACACGGUUCAUCUAUUCCCUGAGUUCAUUCUUGUAUGAGCCUGACCUGCCAACCUGGAUGUUGUUUCGCUAUGAGUUUUGAAGUGCAAAUUUAUUUUUCUCUCUGA
Molecule: messenger RNA, 2202 nt
Organism: Phoenix dactylifera (date palm)
Lineage: Eukaryota; Viridiplantae; Streptophyta; Magnoliopsida; Arecales; Arecaceae
Product: ninja-family protein 4-like
Biological process (GO): jasmonic acid mediated signaling pathway; negative regulation of DNA-templated transcription
Cellular component (GO): nucleus
Source: RefSeq, a predicted model, not a curated record